Messenger RNA from Leopardus geoffroyi (Geoffroy's cat), 1465 nucleotides. Its product is annotated as zinc finger protein 701-like. Gene Ontology annotation, biological process: regulation of DNA-templated transcription. The record is from RefSeq and is a predicted model, not a curated record. The transcript has 4 exons. Lineage: Eukaryota; Metazoa; Chordata; Mammalia; Carnivora; Felidae. Bases 1 to 444 code for a protein of 147 amino acids.
AUGUCCCGUGCCGGAUCUUCCACCUGCGCUCUUGUGCAGUUAUUGAAAGACCCGGAAGCGGCUGGACGAAGCGAAGGUCGUAUCGACCUCACGUCUCCAGUCAACAGUCGCACACGCCCAGCGCCUGGGGUCUCAAUACACGUUAACGUCCCCUGCCCCGCGCCCCCUACCGCGGUGAAUGGCGUCGCGGGCACACCGAACCGUGCUGGCGGCGCUGCCCGCGCGGGGGUCCCGGAACUGUUGACAUUCAGGGAUGUGGCCAUAGAGUUCUCUCAGGAGGAGUGGGAGUGCCUGGACCCCGCUCAGAGGGCCUUGUACAGGGACGUGACGUUGGAGAACUACAGGACCCUGGUCUCCCUGGCUGUCCAGGGACUGGGAUUAGUUUAUGGAAAAGCUGCAGGGCAUCAUCUACCGGUUUCCAUGUCAGCAAGACCCUCUCUCUGAGCUGAAUAUCAUCUCCACUGUGGAGGAAGGAAGAGCCUUGCACGGCCAGGAGUGGGGUGAAACUAGCGGCAAAACCCAGGUGGGUGGGAAGGUAUCAGAGAUGUGAAGGCAAGUGAGGGUCAGAUGGCAGAGAGGAAUUGACUCCCUGAAAUGUUGUUUGGGACAUUCUCCCCGGGUGGGAGAGGUGUUUGGAAAAGAAGAGUUGAUCUCUUGUGGGGUCUCAAAGGAGGGUGUUACUCUCCUCCUUCACCCUCUUCUUGGUGUGUGCAUGUCUCCUGCCCUCCUCAGUGGUAGUGCAGCUCCUGGCAGCAACAAGGGCAAAGUCUUUGUCACGACCCAGGCAUGCCCUUCUCUGCCCCCAGGAGUCCUUACUGGUUCGACCUUGGGGAGCACAUGGAGAGCUGUUUGUAAGGGGCGUCUUCCUUCGCUGCGUCUCCUUCUCUAGUCAGUCACACAGAUCUUAGGUGAGGCCCCCUUCGUCCUGACUGCGGGCCUUCUCCAGCUUGUAUCCUGUUUCAUGUGCUUGAGUGACCUGUCAUGAUGGCAACACUCUUUGCGUCUAGGGCCAGAGGCAGGUGCAUGGGCUGUCCCAAGCCCUCUGCCCGCUCCAUGCCUCUGCCAUUUCUUCAUUUCCACUUUCACGCUGUAGGGGCAUGUGUACUGGGAAUGGAGUGGGUGUUUCAAGAUUGUUACUCAGCAAUGCUGUAAAGACAGUGUGUGGCGGGGGGCGGUCCGGUGGGGGGCCCUUUGUUUGAUCCCCAGUCCUUCAUGGGGACCGUAUUUCAGGCUUUGGGCCAUCAGCCAGGAGUCUGUAGGUAGAUCCCAGGUCCUGUUUCAACAUCCCACAAAGUAUAACCCCUUUCCUUAGUCUCUUAUCUUCUUUGUCUCUGUCUUGCAGGUCUUCCUUAGUCUGGGAGUGUGGGAAAACUUUGGCUCUCCCUGAUUUCAUAGUCUCCUAAGUUUGUGUGGGUUUGCCUCUGAAACUUUCUGGGUUGUGAAAUACACUUCCUUAGUGUCUGAA